Tyto alba (common barn owl) is the source of this 4387-nucleotide messenger RNA. It is a transcript of the gene SAPCD2, whose product is annotated as suppressor APC domain containing 2. Bases 19 to 999 code for a protein of 326 amino acids. The record is from RefSeq and is a predicted model, not a curated record. Lineage: Eukaryota; Metazoa; Chordata; Aves; Strigiformes; Tytonidae. The transcript is spliced from 6 exons.
UCGGCGGCGGCGGCGGCGAUGGCCCUGGAGCGCGGCGGCCGGUCCGUUCCCGCUGGUACCGAAGGUCUUCCCCGGGUGUUCCUGCAGAGCCUGCGGACUCUCUUUGAUAUCCUGGAUGACCGGCGGCGGGGUUACGUGCACCUGCGGGAGAUUGAGUCGCGCUGGCGCGGAGCGGAAGCCCGGGAGCUGCCCCCCGGAGUGAUGGAGGGGUUGCGGCGGGCAGCACCGGCCAGCGGGUACCUCACCUUCGAGCGGUUCGUCCUGGGGCUGCGGGCUGCCCUGACCGGUGCUGACCCCCCGGCAGAAAGUGGCGGCGGGCGGCGGAGCGUGGAGAAGCCGCCGAGCCCGCGGUGCGCCGAGGAGCGGCGCCGGAAGAGCAGCGGGCAGCGGGAACCGGGGCAGAGCCAGCCCCGCGGCCGCGGUGACGAUGCUAAGGCUGCCGGGCAGUCCCAGGGAGAUGGCAGCCGUUCAGGGGCUGGGGACGCUCAGAGGCAUCACAGGGGACGUGCAGGACACCGGAGACACACCAUCGCCAAUGGUGUGGACUUCAGCAUGGGUCUGGAGCUGGUAGAGCGCACCCGGGACUGGUACCACCAGCACAUCCAGUUCAUGCAGGAACGCCAGAGGCUCCUGGGGAAGAACAAAACCAGUGCUGAAUUCCUCCCGGACGGCAGCCAGAGCCACCUGGGGUGCCUGGUCCCCAAGCUGCAGGAGGUGAACCGCUGCCUGGGUGACCUCCUUUCCACUGCCAGCAAGCAAGCAAAGCCCUCCUCAGUUCUGAGCAGGCUGGUCCCUGUGGCAUCCCCAACUCCAUCAGGUUCCCAGCAAGCCAUCAACAUGCUGAAGGAACAAAACCGCCUUCUCACCAAGGAGGUGACCGACAAGAGCGAGCGCAUCACCCAGUUGGAGCAGGAGAAGUCUGCCCUGAUCAAACAGCUCUUUGAGGCUCGUGCCCGCAAUAACCAUGAAACAAGCCAGCUGGACUCUACCUUCAUCUAGUGCCAGUCUUCCUGCUCCCUGUCCUCAAGCUUCCCUGCGGUUUUCAUGGGACUCUUGGCCAAAACCCAGUGCACCCAUCGCUUCAGGUGUCAUAUCUCAAGGUCUGGAGCCACCCGUGGCAUCUCUGCAGGCAGAAGCCAGGAAGGCAUUUCCCUGAUCCCCCCUGGGGAGCAUCCCUGCACUGCUCUGCUGCCGGGCUUUCCAGCUGUGCUGCUCUCAAGCUGCUCCUUUUCUGUCUCUAAACAGACUGCAGAGACUGUACCCCCAGCUCCAUGAUCCCCAGCGUGCUGGGGGAAACAGCUGCUGCCCAUGCUGCCUGCACAAAGGCAACUGGGCAACUGUUGUGCCUUUGGCCUGACUUAGUCCGAAUUUUGGCUGCUCUCAGAAAAAGAUGAUGAUUCUUCAGCACUCCAAAUGGCAUCUCCAGGCAAGCCUGGCUGUUGAAGAGUGGCCUCUCCUCUGCCUUUCUUGCUGUUGGAGGACAAGAUUGAAAUUCCAGUGGGAUGUGCCUGGCCCCUCUGCUGCUGGAGUUCUGCCUGCCAGUGACACUGUACUGGGCCAGGGCAGUGCCUGAGCUGGUGCUCCCCCUGGGGUAAUCCCUCUUUCCAGUUUGCAGUAGUGAUGCCAUAGUCGCUGUUUACAUGUCUGCAGGCUCCUGUAGUUAAUGAGCCAUAGACCCAAACAAGGUAGCCUGUAGCCCUGAGCUGCUGUUUCAGGCUCUUUCCAGAUCGAGGCAGACACCUCUACAUCCCUUUAUUUGGCUUCACCUGGCAAAUGUUUUCUUAUGACUGCCAGGCUUAUAUUUUUUUCAUGAUUUUAAAAGGCAAAAUGAUGUCCUACAGCAUGAGGAUGCUAACAAAAGCCUGAUUUCACAGAGGGGCUUUAGGACAAGGUUUUGUAUUUAGCUGAAUGGGGGUGACAGAGUAGAGACUGAUGGGCUCUUUCAUUUGCACAUCUCCAAAUGGAGAAAUGGCAGCUUUGCCUGUCCUGGUGGUGGAUGCUGGCUCCCUGGCGUGACAUCCUGCAUGAGAACACCCUUCUCCAAGCUUCUAGGGGUGGUGGUGGUCUAGGUGUGGGUCCUGCUAGACUGGUACAUCUCAGAAUACCUCCUCCUUCCCACCCAGCUCAGUGAUGAUGUUUGAGCUGGACAGUGUCUUCCACUGUGACUUGGUACUUGGUAUUAAUGGUACUUUCAUAGGAGAUCCUUGUGAAUCCCCAUGUAGCACAGUCCUGGCUCUCCAUAGCUCCAAGACCAGGACUUUUCUCUCCAGAGUUGUUUCAUGCUCUGAUUUUCCUGGCAUGAUGCCAUGGCACAAUGCACUGAGAUGAGCAGAAGGUGCUAGACGUGCUCUGUCCUUGGCUGGGUACCAGUUUGAGGUUGAUCUUGACCUGAAGGUCACUGCAAGGCAUGAAUGCCUGCUCUACACCUGUGCCUGCUGCCCUGUGCUGGAGCAGGGAUCAGCAGCGUGCCAGGGAGAGGCAGUAGGUGCAAGGCCGUGGUGUCCCCUGUCUGCAGGAAUAGGGUGUUAGUUGUCCCCUGGGCAUUGGUGCCUGCCAUCUCUUUCAGGAUGCCACCUCUGGUGUCCAGUACCUGUUUUGCCCGCGGUUCAAUUAAAAGCAACCCUCUUUAUGAGGAGAGUCGCCUGUCUGUAGAAUAAUAAAAUAGGGUGAACUAUGUCAUUUAUCUUCUCUCUCUGCCUAAAUCAGCCCAUCUGCUGCUGCGAGCCUUGACGUUCCUGACUGUCCUGUCCCACGGGAUGUGGGGUAAGCUGAGGUUGCACAAUCAUGGCUUGAGCAUGAGGAGCCCAGGGGGUGUCCUGUGCCCAUUUUUGUCCCAUCUGGGCUUCCCUGCACUUUGGGGCUGGGGACCCUCCCAAUCUCUCUUUGCUGCUGUGGGACAGGGUCAUGAAGCCACCUGCACCCCUUCCAGUGCUUGUAGCCUCAUCUGGCUGCUCCACCAGAUGUGCUGGGGUCUCGUACCCCUCAGGUGGUGCUGGUGUAGUUCGCAACCUCUUGUUUCUUUUUAAGCUACCUCCCUUGGAGCUGGCCCCUGUGGCUGUGGGCAGCAGUGACUGUGGUGCUCUGCCGUGACUCGCUGCUGCAGGGGCAGCCGGAGGGGACCUGGCUGGCACAGUACACUGUGGUGCACAUCCUGCCCGGUGCCAAGGGUGGCAGCAUCUGCUCACGGUGAACCUGAGGCUCUACCCUGGCCAGAGGCACCUUCCUUCGCCCCUCAGCACAGGCAGGCUGUAGGGUGAGCUGGGACCCCCUGCGCCCCACAGAGCCCCCCAGGGGUGAGCUGUCCGUGCCUCUCCUGCCAGGAGCAGAGCCAGGAGGGUGACCCGAGCCAAGUCCCCCACAGUUGGGAGAGGGAUCUUUGCUGCAGCCUCUUUCAAGUGGUGCUUAGGACAGCCACGAGUCCUAGGCAGGGCAAGAAGGGGGGUGAUAAUUGUCCUCAGUUCCCAUUUCAUGCCUUUGCUUGGAUGCAGAGCCUGUGAGGACCAUUGUCCCUGUUCAAUGCUGCGCCGUGCAGCACCAGGGCAGCUCUCGCCCUGUCCUGGCCCCAGGACUGUUGCUGGGGUGGGUCCUGCUGGAACUGGGUUCCCCUGAGAGCUGCAGGGCUGACCUCAAGCUGCCAGCCCUGGCCUGGACAGGCUGCUUCUGGGUCCCCGAUGGGUCUGACCAGUGCCGCACCCUUCCCUGUGUGUCUGAGCUGUGUCCACUUUGGCACCCUGAACUGUGGGGAUUGCACCACUGCAGCGGUGGUCCUGUUACAAAAUAUUAGGGUUUUGAAAAUUGUGUUUCAUGACUUAACUAGUUAUGCAGGCAGAACGAGUACAGUGAGUAGAGCUAGGCCUUAGCCAUAGGGUGAGCUGUUCCCAUAGGAAAGGAUGUGCAAGAGAAGUUAAGAAGAAAGGGAACAUGAUGUAACAUUUUGCUCAAGAGCCAUAAAACAUUCAGAAUAAUACUGGGAGAGAUGGUUCUAAGAGGAGGAAACAAAAAGAAAGUGUCAUUUAUCAUAUUAGGUUGCUCAUCAGCCCAAAACCCCAAACCAUGGUGACAUAGGAGCCCAGGUAGUCAGUAGUUAGAUUAAGAUAAAUGGCCAAAUGAUUUUGUAACUUUUAUGAAUAUGUAUGGUUCAGAGAAUAAGGAACCAAUAAUACAGUAAUGAUGUAAUGGGAAAGAAUAAUAGUAACCAAUGCAGGUAAAGGGCAGCUAUAAUGAGCAAUUAAAAGCGGACAUUGUAUGCAUGCCUAUUAUACUAAAGGAGAACAAAGAAUGUUGGGGUUUAAGUAUCUGUGGAUUACAAUGUUUUGGCGGACACCUUUGGGAAGGAUCCCAUGUCCCCGGUGCGCAUCGUUAAUAAAAGACAUCUCUGCUUAUCUAA